GAUUGGAUUGAAAUCUAAAAACGACGUAGUUUUUGAGUUUUGCUUCUUAUUAUAAAUAUGCUCGAGUCUUCAAAACCCUAGCCCCCAAAAAUCUGAGACUCUCUCUCUCAGCUCUUCAUCUCAAUCUCGCCGCCUCCCACCACCUUCCUCAGAAUGAAGAUCAUCGCCGCUUACUUGUUGGCCGUUUUGGGAGGAAAUGCUGCUCCUUCCGCAGCUGAUUUGAAGAAAAUUCUAAGUUCAGUUGGAAUUGAGGCAGAAGAUGAGAAGGUUAACUUCCUUUUGUCUGAGGUUAAGGGAAAAGAUCUUACCGAGCUAAUUGCAUCCGGAAGGGAGAAGCUAGCAUCAGUCCCAUCCGGCGGUGGUGGUGCAGUUGCUUACUCUGCACCCGCAGGUGGAGCUGCUGCUGCCCCAGCUGCUGCCGCAGAGUCAAAGAAGGAAGAAAAGGUUGAAGAGAAGGAAGAAUCAGAUGAUGAUAUGGGUUUCAGUCUUUUCGACUAAAAAGCUUUGAUAUGGAGAUUUUGAGGUUUUUGCUAUUUGAAUGUUGUUUUUUAUGUUCUAUUUUUAUUUAGAUAUUUAGAGAAGGAAGCAAAAUUUGAGACUGUAUUUUAUAUUUAUUUAGAUAUUUAGAGAAGGAAGAAAAAUUUGAGACACUUUUACUGUAUAAGCUUUUAUAUGAGUACAUUGCAAUUGUGCCAUUUACUCUA
This is a messenger RNA of Cannabis sativa, 704 nucleotides long. RefSeq names its product large ribosomal subunit protein P2y. Gene Ontology annotation, biological process: cytoplasmic translational elongation. The transcript is spliced from 4 exons. The coding region runs from base 154 to 498 and encodes 114 amino acids. Gene Ontology annotation, cellular component: ribosome; cytosolic large ribosomal subunit. NCBI's taxonomy places the organism in Eukaryota, Viridiplantae, Streptophyta, Magnoliopsida, Rosales, Cannabaceae. The record is from RefSeq and is a predicted model, not a curated record. Gene Ontology annotation, molecular function: structural constituent of ribosome.